This is a messenger RNA of Marchantia polymorpha subsp. ruderalis, 3701 nucleotides long. Lineage: Eukaryota; Viridiplantae; Streptophyta; Marchantiopsida; Marchantiales; Marchantiaceae. The record is from the annotation of a GenBank genome assembly.
UGAAGGAAAUGUCCUUGCAAGGUUGGCCACGAAGUUUGUCUUCCAUGGCCCUUUCGUGGUAGGCUAACAUGCAGAGAAAUCCAAGGGUUUUGUCUGUUUUAGAAAAAUGCUUCCGUACCCAUCGCCUGCAGAGGAUUCGAAGCACGUCGGUCGUCGGUGGGGCCCGACGAAAAAGCGCAAGCUAGGGUCAAUCGAGCAGAUCUUCCUCCCACAAGACAUGCCGAGGUAAAGAAUCCACCUGUCCGCACAAGGCUGCUCAAUUUGGUUCUUGAAAGCACAAUAUUCUCAAGCGUCAUUCAACCAUCGCGUAGCAGGCAGCACAGCACCGUUCCCGCACUUUGUGCUCUUCACUAUAUACAUGCCUCGAGCUCCUCCUUCAAUAUUCUCCUAUUGCAUGUCCUUACAGUGCACUGCUCUGCUCUUGAGUUGACGGAGAGAGCUGGCACUUGCUUCACUCGGUUCCCCCGUGGUCCACUCUCUCAGCUGAACUGUUCAGUAGAUUUGUGGGAAAUUAGACUUUGUAGUUUGUAGGGGAGAGAGAGAGAGAGAGAGAGAGAGAGAGAAUGGGGAGAAAUUGACUUGGAAAUAUCGAACUGAAAGGAAUCAUGGGGACUACAGGAAUUCAUUCGCUUGCUCUAGCACUUCUUUGUUGUACCUGUCUUUUAUCGACAACAUAUGGAGAUUAUUCCGGAGGAUACAAGCUGGUUAGUUUGUCCAAUUACUCGGACGGGAAGGGUUUAGUCGCCUACCUCAAGUCGAUCGACGAUGGGAACUUUACCUAUGGUCCCCCUGUUGAGGAGCUUCAACUGACAGUCAGAUUCGAAACUGAUGAUCGUCUGCGAGUGAAGAUUACCGAUGGUAAGAAAGAUCGUUGGGAAAUUCCAGAAUGGAUUGUUCCCAGGGGCGCGAAGUCAAGCGAAGUAGCCUCUCUGACCUCUUCCGAGCCGGAGAAGCAGGGAGAAGUGUCUGUCGGAGACUCUUCGUUCAAGUUCUCGUACACAUCAGAGCCCUUCGGAUUCGCAGUAUCCAGGUCCUCGGGAGAAGUGUUGUUCAACACCACUCCGAAUGGGGACAUUGGCAGCUUGGUAUUCAAGGAUCAGUACUUGGAGAUAACAACUCACCUCCCCGAGAAAUCGGUCCUCUUCGGACUGGGAGAGAGCACAAGACCCGAUGGCUUGCGACUGGCUCCUGGUCGAGUCUACACUCUGUGGGCCACGGAUAUCGGCAGCAACAUUCCCGACAUCGAUCUGUACGGGACGUAUCCGUUUUACAUGGACUUGAGGAAGGGAGUGGCCCAUGGAGUGUUGCUUCUCAACAGCAACGGGAUGGAUGUUCUGUACGAGAGAGAUUCUCUGACGUAUCGAGUCAUUGGAGGAAUUCUGGACUUUUAUUUUUUCGCUGGCCCAACUCCUCUGUCAGUCGUCGACCAAUACACCCAACUCGUCGGAAGGCCUGCUGCCAUGCCCUACUGGUCUCUCGGAUUCCAUCAGUCCAGAUAUGGGUACAAGAAUCUGGAGGAAUUGGAAGAGGUUGUUGCCAAGUACGCGGCUGCAGAGAUUCCUCUCGAGACCAUGUGGUCUGACAUCGAUUACAUGGACGAGUACAAGGACUUCACCACGCACCCAGUAAACUAUCCUGAAGACAAACUGAGAACCUUCGUGGAGAAGUUGCACGCCAAUGACAUGAGAUACGUGAUCAUCGUCGACCCUGGAAUUGCGAUUGCCGAGAAUUACAGCACCUACCAACGAGGUCUGGAUUUGGACGUCUAUGUCAGGAAUCAAUACGGAGAGAAGUACCUUGCUCAAGUGUGGCCAGGACCAGUUUACUUCCCGGACUUCCUGCACCCGAACGCCGAAGAAUUCUGGACCACGGAGGUGGUGAAAUUCCACAAGAAGAUUCCAUUCGAUGGACUGUGGAUCGACAUGAACGAGGCGGCCAAUUUCUGCACGGGCCCGAGCUGUUUCAUCAAUCCCGACGUGGUGUGCCCUGGAGACGAUUACACAAUCUGCUGCCUCAUCUGCAACAACACGGUGCCAAUGUCGACAUGGGACGACCCGCCCUACAAAAUCAACUGCAUCGGCAAGUACCGAGAGCUCAAUGGAAGAACCAUCGCCAUGAGCGCGCAGCAUCACGGCGGCGUGCGAGAGUACGAUACGCACAAUCUGUUCGGCCUCACGGAAUCGAUCAUGACCAACCGCGCCUUGAAGACAUUGACGAAGAAGAGGCCUUUCGUGCUCUCGCGAUCGACCUUCGUCGGCUCCGGGGCGUACACUGCGCACUGGACGGGCGACAAUGGAGCUUCCUUCAACGAUUUGGCCUACUCCAUCGUCAGCUGCUUGAACUCGGGAAUGUUCGGAGUGCCGAUGGUGGGCGCGGACAUUUGCGGGUUCCUCGAUGACACUUGGGAGGAGCUCUGCAAUCGGUGGAUUCAGGUCGGCGCAUUCUACCCUUUCGCCAGAGACCAUGGCGAUUUCCAUAGCAUUCACCAGGAGCUUUACCUCUGGGACUCCGUGGCCAGCAAUGCCAAGGUCGUCUUGAACCUCCGCUACAAGCUCUUGCCCUACUACUACACCCUAAUCUUCGAAUCGCACAACACCGGAGCUCCGAUUAUGAGGCCUCUCUUCUUCGAGUACCCCGAGGACGAGAAGACGAUGGACAUCAACACCCAAUUUCUCGUCGGCCGAGGAAUUAUGGUGUCGCCCGUCGUGGCCGCAGGGCAGGACACCAUCGCUGCUUACUUCCCUCCGGGGGUUUGGUACAAUGCGUUCAACAAUUCGGACAUUGUGAAAGUGGAGGGCAGCGGAGAAUUGCUAGUCCUUCCUGCUCCAUUGGACACGAUUCAAGUGCAUUACAGGCAGGGAUUCAUCAUCCCGAUGCAGGAGGCGGCCAUGACCACUACCUCGGCGAGGAGGACGCCGUUCACGCUCAUGGUGGUGUUCGGGGACGAGGACGAGGCCGAGGCUGCGGGAGAGCUUUUCUUGGACGACGGCGAGGAAUUGGAGAUGCGGGUGAAGGCCGGGAGGUCGACAUUCGUGAAAUUCAGCGCGCACAAAUUCCAAGGGAAGGGAUCGAUCGAGGCCAAGGUGACGGCGGGAGAAUUCGCUCUCAGCCAGCACUUCGUUCUGCACAAGAUCACCAUCCUCGGGCUGCGGGAGCCGCCAUCGCGAGUGCGAUUGACGGGAAAUCUGGCACCCGUGAUGAGCCCUGCGCUCGAGAUUUCGUCCUCGGGCCUGCGAUCGGUCGACAUCUCGCACCUGAACCUGUCUCUGAGCGAGAGCUUCGGCCUCUCGUGGGACUUCGACUUCGAUUCGAUCGCAUCGUCGUGAGCAAUUUGUAGGAACUCAAAACAGCAACUUUGCUGUGGCUAUAGACUCUACGGAAGGUAAUGGGAAUCGGAUUUUGUGGAGAAAUUCCACCCUCGAUUUGAGCUUUAGAACAGUUCCAAUUGAAGCAAGUGCAAGCAUCGAUCGAUCAGCUCAUUCAUAUGUAGCAUAGUCUCCGCGCAAGGCAAUCGAAGAAUCUCCAAUCAGAAGAUCAGUCUCUUCUCGCCCGCACUCAUCCACAUCCACAUUGUAUUGGCAAUCGUUCAUCGUUAACCAGACCUUUAUUACGCCUUCUCAGAUUCCUACGAGCUUCUGCAGCUUUGGAUGCCAGAUUUGUGACGGAAACCUUCUGUCUACUCGAUUUUUGCUCCUCUUCAA